Chara braunii is the source of this 2545-nucleotide messenger RNA. NCBI's taxonomy places the organism in Eukaryota, Viridiplantae, Streptophyta, Charophyceae, Charales, Characeae. The record is from the annotation of a GenBank genome assembly.
GGAACGGCGGAGAGCAGUCCAAGGUGCAAUCGAUGGGCAAACCUGGACCUGGCGCGGAUCCAAUCAUUGCCUUCAACCGAGCAGCAAAGUCUCUAGCACCUCUGGUUUCCCCUAUUCCGUUGACAACCAAUUUAAAUGGGAAUCGCUAUGUUGAACGAAGCAACAACGUUACAGUAGAUCCGGACUUGAAUUCCGUGCGAAGCAAGCCAUCGGCAUCGCGAACAAUUGUUUCCAAAAACAAGGGCAUUACUGCAACGGCAACUGACAAUCUUGGCAGGUCCUUGAAUUCGCAUGGACAACACGGGACUGAUGACCAAGGGGGAUUAGAGGGAGAGGGGUUUAUUACCCCCUCGGACAGGCCAUUCUUGGGGGCUCCUGUAGAAUCCCCUAGGAGGUUGAGCUGGCGGCCCCUUAAGUCUCAAAGACAUUCCUUUGCUCGCACACAGUCUGCAUUUAGCACAGCUUCAUUUCUCCGGCCACAUCACAUCCCUGAACGCCUCUGGCUCAGGGUUGGACGGUUGGCUUUCAGGGGUGCUGGAGGAGGCAGAGGAGGAGGAGUGGGAAGACGAGUGGAAAGUGGAGAAGGUGGGCCAGGACGCAACAGCCGUUCGUUUGCCUCAAACACAAGGUAUGGGCUGGGAGAAAUGUCUUCCACAUGGUGCUUUCUCUAUGGGGAGACUCCUCGACGAGUUGGUGAUCCUACCAAUCAAUCAUCGCUCUCGGAUAGAGACCGAAGUCCUACAGAUGAUGACAGCAGUAUGGCUUCUACGCAUGGCCUCGGGGCUAUGUCUGCUGCCUCUCCCAGGGAAGGAGAGGCACGAGGGGACUUGAAAUCUGGCCGAGAAUCAGACGAGGAGGAGGAGGAUGAUGACGCAGACUGGAGGCAGAAAUCUUCAGACCAUGUCACCAGGGCCUUUGACGAACGAAGACCAGAACAUGCCAGGCCCCAUUCUGUCAUACCUACGACAUCACCUGAACCAAGGAUCUCAAGCCCCUGGUCCACCCAGAUAACUGGCCACAGAUCAUCCCCCCUGCAAGAUCACAGGAUUCUCUCCUCGACAACCCCCCAGCCUCUCCAGUUGACUCAGCAUCCCAACACACCAGCUGCUGCCCAAAUACUAUUCUCAUCUGAUCCAUACUUGGCUCAUAACAAUCUGCCGUCUGCCAGAACCACGAGGGUCGAUUCGGCGUCUGAAAACAUGAGUGCGAGAGCGGAUGUCAGAUCAGGAGCAUUGCAGGCAAUGCCGAAGUCAGGGUGGUCAUCUCCUCAAAUUGACGAACAUGGAGUUCGCUGGCCUGUGCAGAAUGCUAAAAAAACUGGCAAUAACCCCCCUAUCGAGGUUUGGGAGGCUAAGAACAAUAGCAGGGGUCCAGUUUCCAAACCAGUUACACCAGGAAGGAAGGGUCUGGUUCCCCCAUACAUGGCAAAAGCGACCAGCGAACUCCUCAACACCGACGAUUGGUCGUUUGUGAAGGAUGACGAUGCGUUCUUGUCGUACGUGACCGGAAUGUCAGCGGAGGAGAGAGAUGCAACGACUCUUGCAUUCGCAGAAGAAGUUGCCCAGAGGAUUGAAAAGUCGAAGCACCUCCGUUCGGACCUGAGUUACAAGGGAGCAAAGAAUUCUUUUCCGGAUGUGACGGAGCAGCUUCGAGGGUUCCAUGGAGGUCAGGACUGGUUGCCAAACACCCACUAUGUGCUGCAAAAGUUUGCUGCACGAGUUCGGAAGAGAGGGUUGGGAGAUCGGGAGGAAGGAGGGGAUGCAAAGAAAGGGGCUUUGGCGGCAGGGAUACUCCGCGUUCCCGGCAACAAGAAUCUUGAGCCAAAGGAAGCCACCUGGCAACCGGCUAUGCAAGGUUCUGUCAUGGGAUUAUCGAAGAGGAAGAAGAUGCUCAAGGGUAGGCCGAAGUUGUUCGAUGCACAAGCUAGCGUGAGGGCUCAGCAACUCAUGACUGUGAGGCAAGCAAUCCAGAUGACAUUGGCAGAUGCUCAGCAAGCAAAGGAAAAGUUUAGGAAGGAAAUGAACCCGGACCUGCAAGUCGAUGAAGAAGACAUGCCUCCAGCAUCCUUGACUACAGGUGACGUGAAUCUGGAAGUGUCACCGCCGAAGGGUGGCGGGGAUGAUGAGCUAAGAGCAACUGUCACUGCUGAAGUCACAUCAGAAGCUGGGUUGCAGUCUUCCGAAGACAAUGAGACGGCUGUGCCAAGAAAAGGCGCAAAGGAAAAGGAGGCGGAGGGACUAGAAAUGGCUCAAGAGGAGGUCAAAGAACUUUACCAGCGAACAAUUGGGAGCAAGCUGAAGGUUUUACCGGAGCAGGAGAUGCCUCAGGCAAAGUCAGCUGAUCAACAAAUGGAGAGUGAUGUGAAUGAGAGUAAGAUGGCACAGCUUCCGCCUCACGUCCGGUUCAAGGAUGUAAAGGGGCGGCCGGACCGACCCCUUUUCUAUUUGCAUCCUGGGCAGACUGUUGGAGGCAGAGCGCAGUUCCCCAGUGACAAAGGGAAGAAAUGGCGGAUCUAGGCACUUCAGAGCGCUUUCUCGCCCACCCG